UUUGAAAAGGAUAUUUCGGAGGAGUUAUUAUUGUAUUUUUUUUUUUUUAAAUAUAAAUAUAAAUCUGAAGAAAUCUUCAAGGGAAGAGAACCAAGAAUAAAUAAGCGAUUGCAGCGCCAUCUAUUAAACGGAGGUAACCUCACAUUUUCCAUAUAUGUAUGUAUGUAGUACUGCAUGUACCGUUAUGCUCUUAACCAUGCCAGGCACGCAUGCGCAGCGCAGAGCUCGAAAAAAGUACAAUUUUGAGAGGGAGCCAAGUUCACUCCCCACAGAGCCGGUCUGCUACUCAAUUGGAAAGAAAUCCAAGCCGUAGAGGCGGCUCCAAGUCUCAGUUAGCUCCAAGAGGUUGGACAGUGCGGUUCGUCGUUCGGUUUUUGGAUUCGGGUUCGGGGCGAGAUCUUGAGAAAAAAGUGAAAUAAAAAAAACGCCGGAACUGCGGCCCAAACCUGUUUUGGCAAAGUGAACACAACAACAAUAGCAGCCAAAACGCAUGCAAGUGACGAAACGACCUUAAGCCAGGGAAAGAUAUAAAACUUGGCUUAAAAAAGUUAAAUAUUAAAAGGAUUAAGAGCAUCGGUGACGCAGCCACUCGUAACAAAAAAAAAAAACCCAAAAUGCUGUUUCGUUGCCUGAAGAGUGAAUAAUAAGAUUUAUAGGAAAUUGGCCAGCCGGAGAUACCAUUAUCGAUCGAAUUAAACAACAAAGUUUACGUGGCUAGGCAGCAAUCUAAAAAACAAGACACGCCGAAAUGACAUUGAGGAACAAAAGCGGUAGCAACAAUGUUCUUUGUCUGCGAUUGCAUCGGAAAUUGUACUUACUGCCGGCCAUAUCGCUUUUCCUCAUUUUCCUCACCUGCUCCACCCUGCUCCCCGUUGCCUUGGCCGAGGGCGAGGAGGAGGAUGGGCCAUAUCGUGGACAAUAUUUGGGUAAACUCAACUCCUACCACCACCAAGUGUCCGGUGAUGUGUACGCUGUCAACGAGUACACCUUCCUGAUUGUGGGCUUCAACUAUGACGGCAACGGGGCGGAUACGUUCUUCUGGUCGGGAGCCAGCAAUCGGCCAGGACCGCAGGGUUUCAUUGUACCCGACGAACAUGGAAGAACGAACAUCCUUGAUCGCUACCACAACAAGGACUUCACAUUGACCCUACCAGACCGAAAGAAGAUAACCGAGAUCAAGUGGCUGGCCGUCUAUGAUCUGAGUAGUCAGAAUAACUUUGGGGAUGUGUACAUUCCCGAGGAGUUUGAGCCGCCCAAGACCCAGGUGGGCGGAACCUUCUCCAGGCGCAGUCACAAUGUGAGUAGCAGCAGCAUCGAGAUCCUGGACUCGAAAACCAUUCGGAUCAAGGACUUCACCUAUGACGGCCUUGGCAAGAGGACCUUCUUCUGGACAGGAGUGGGAGCACAACCGUCGAGUCGAGGCAGCAAGCUGCCGGAUGAAAGGGGAUACCUUGAUCCCAUUCGGAAGUAUAACAAGGAAACCAUUGAACUCGAGCUGCCAGGAGACAAAACCAUCUUCGACAUUGACUGGAUUAGUGUCUAUGAUGUGGCGGAUAAUGAGAACUAUGGCCAUGUGCUGAUAAACGAGCGUUUGAAUGUUCCUCCCUCUCUGGUCAAGGUUACGCCCUUUGAGUUCUCAUUGCCCAAUUGCCGGCAGCUGCACAAGGAUCUACAGGUGUCCUGGGAGGUGUUUGGCCCGCAGAUUACAUUCCAGCUAUCCGGACAGGUGGCAGCCAACGAUUACAUGUCCUUUGGCAUAUCCGGAUCGGAUACAUCCAGUCAGAUGAUCGGCUCAGAUGUGGUAGUGGCAUACAUAGACGACAUUCGAGGCUACACCAUCGACUACAAUAUCACAUCGUUGGCACCCUGUGUUCAGGUGCUGGGCCAGAACAAGGGUGUCUGUCGGGAUGAUGUGGUUGGAGGCCUGGACAGCUUCCAGCUGAAUACUUACAGCCGCAAGGAUGGAAUCAACACUAUCAGCUUUAGGCGUACUCUCAAGUCAUCUGACGACGGCGACAAGGAGAUCUUUCUGGACCGCAGCAACUAUGUCGUUUGGGCUUUUGGCCAACUGGACUCGAACAAUGAGCCAGCUUUCCACACUUACUAUCCCAAAAGUGAUAUUUUAAUCGAUUUCAAUACUACUGAGCCUGUCAAUGACUGCUUUGCUUUCACCAAAAGCGUAGAGACGCCCCCACCAUUGUGGGAACGUACCAGGAUCACAGAUGCAACGGUUCGUUCCUUUAACGCAUACCUAGGACCUUCAGGAGGCUUGCGGGGCUAUCAAGGACUGACUGGCCAUGUUUCCAGUGGCUUGGCCUGGUACAUCAACGGCUAUAUGAUACCGGAACUGUACCUAAAGAGGGGUCUAACCUACACGUUUAAGGUGCGAGGCGGCAACAAUCCCCACUCACCGGAGCACUACCAUCCCCUGGUGAUCACGGACGAUCCUCAGGGCGGUUACGAUCGUUUGUCGGAUGCCAAGCAGAGUGAGAUUCGUGUUCUGGCCGGAGUGGAGUUUACCAGACGAGGAAGACCUAAGCCGACGGCAGCCGGGCCACUUUGCAUCUCCAGAUAUCCUCCGAAAUAUGAUCGCCGUUUGGAUGACAACUUCGCCACCUUCAAGAAGUUCAAUCGGUCGCUGAUCACCGAGUGUGUGGACGAAGCACCUGCCCUGUUGGAAAUCACUCCGAAUAUAACCUGGCCGGAUACUGUCUACUACAAUUCAUUUACCCAUGGCAAUAUGGGCUGGAAGAUUCACAUCGUGGAUAGUUACAAUAACCUGAGGAAUGGAGCAUCGGCUGCUACAUCCAUGUCCUUGCCCAUUAUCCUGCUGUCCCUGUACUUCCUAUUCCAGUACUGACUGUUUUCCAUAAUUAGUUUCUACCCAUAAUCACGUAUUUAGUGUCGUAGUCUAUAAUAAGCAGUCACAAUCUAUGUAUUUGAUGCGAGUGUGUAAUGAUGUGUGGUAUGCUCAAGUUGUGUAUAUUAUUAUUAAAAAAUGUAUUUAUAUGCAGAACUGUGUUGUAUUUUAAAAGAAAGUAAUACAAGGCUCGAUGUAGAGCAGAGAUUGAUAAUAAAAAGUGAUGUUAAACGUA
Drosophila ananassae is the source of this 3095-nucleotide messenger RNA. It is a transcript of the gene knk, whose product is annotated as protein Skeletor, isoforms B/C. The record is from RefSeq and is a predicted model, not a curated record. Bases 749 to 2860 code for a protein of 703 amino acids. The transcript has 6 exons. Lineage: Eukaryota; Metazoa; Arthropoda; Insecta; Diptera; Drosophilidae.